AUGUAUGUUAUAGUUUCAGCUGUGUGUCCCGGCAGUACAUACGGCCCAGACUGUAAAUACGACUGUCACUGUGAUACCAGUGUGACCUGUGACCCUCAGAAUGGUUGUGGAGGGAACUGCGCUGCAGGAAAUGUCGCUCUGGGAAAACCAACAUUUCAUUCGUCAGACUUCAACGGACACACAUCUGAGCUGGCUGUUGACGGUAUACUGGGACAUUCUUACGAUGGUACACCUUGUACGCACACAUGGCAGACACCAAGUCCAGCUUCCUGGAGAGUAACACUGGGCGCCGUGUACUGGAUUAACAACUUCACCAUAUACAACAGAAAAGAAAACUUGGGACGUCGACUUAGCGGCUUCACUUUGCAUGUGGGAAACUCCUCCCAGGCUUACAAAACCUGUUAUAAAGACACCACACCCAUUACCACGACUCCUGGGCCCAUCGUAACCGAACACUGUACGGGAGGUCCGGUGUCAGGAGACACCGUCAUGAUAACAUCACGUCGAGACGAAUAUCUAACACUUUGUGAAGUUCUCAUCUACGUGUGUUCCGCUGGAUGGUAUGGUGAAAUGUGUGGACGACAAUGUAAUACAACGACAGCAUGUUCCAAAUGUGAUGUCACAAGGACACGGUGUACAGAAUGUGUUGACGGUCGAUGGGAAGAACAUUGUCAAAAGGACUGUGGCCAUUGUUGGGCCGACAAAUGUGAUAAAGUUACUGGGGAAUGUCCUCUAACUGAAGGAAGGCCAAGAUGCGAUGCUGGCUUCAUGCGUGAGAAUUGUUCGACAGCCUGUGAGGCGGGUAAAUAUGGCCACGACUGUAACGAGACCUGUGGAUCGUGUGCAUCUGGACCGGACAGCUGUAACACUACUUCCGGGCACUGUCAGGGUGAACCCAGAUGCAUGCCGGGAUAUUCUGGUCUGAAAUGUAAAACUGGAAUUUUCUCAAGUCACCCAGACCUUUGA
Liolophura sinensis is the source of this 966-nucleotide messenger RNA. RefSeq names its product scavenger receptor class F member 1-like. Lineage: Eukaryota; Metazoa; Mollusca; Polyplacophora; Chitonida; Chitonidae. The record is from RefSeq and is a predicted model, not a curated record. The coding region runs from base 1 to 966 and encodes 321 amino acids. The transcript has 7 exons.